Oryctolagus cuniculus (rabbit) is the source of this 3106-nucleotide messenger RNA. It is a transcript of the gene EGR1, whose product is annotated as early growth response 1. Gene Ontology annotation, molecular function: DNA-binding transcription factor activity, RNA polymerase II-specific; RNA polymerase II cis-regulatory region sequence-specific DNA binding. NCBI's taxonomy places the organism in Eukaryota, Metazoa, Chordata, Mammalia, Lagomorpha, Leporidae. Gene Ontology annotation, biological process: regulation of transcription by RNA polymerase II. The record is from RefSeq and is a predicted model, not a curated record.
CCAGCGCGCAGAACUUGGGGAGCCGCCGCCAGCCGCCACCAGCCGCCGCCGCAGGACCGGCCCCUGCCCAGCUCUGCAACCGCGCCGCGUCCACGCCCGCCCGCGGCGAGGGCGAGCCGGGACCCCGCAGCGCUCGCCCCAGUGCGCCCCGCAUGUGACCGGGCCGGGCCCCCACGAGUGUGUCCCCGACAGCGGCGGCCCCGGGCUGCGCGCACCCGCCCCGACACCAGCUCUGCCGUCCGCCCGCCGGUUCGGGAUGGCCGCGGCCAAGGCCGAGAUGCAGCUGAUGUCUCCGCUGCAGAUUUCCGACCCCUUCGGCUCCUUUCCCCAUUCGCCCACCAUGGACAACUACCCCAAGCUGGAGGAGAUGCUGCUGCUGAGCAACGGGGCUCCCCAGUUCCUCGGGGCCGCCGGGGCUCCAGAGGGCAGCGGCGGCAGCAGCGGCGGCAGCAGCGGGGGCGGUGGAGGUGGAGGGGGCGGCAGCGGCAGCGGCAGCAGCAGCAGCGCCUUCAACCCUCAGGGGGAGACGGGCGACCAGCCCUACGAGCACCUGACCGCAGAGUCUUUCCCCGACAUCUCUCUGAAUAGCGACAAGGCGCUGGUGGAGACCAGUUACCCCAGCCAGACCACGCGGCUUCCCCCCAUCACCUACACCGGCCGCUUCUCGCUGGAGCCCGCGCCCAACAGUGGCAACACCCUGUGGCCCGAGCCCCUCUUCAGCCUGGUCAGUGGCCUCGUGAGCAUGACCAACCCUCCGGCCUCGUCCUCGGCGCCGUCUCCAGCGGCCUCCUCAGCCUCGGCCUCCUCCUCGUCCUCGUCCUCCUCAUCCUCGGCCUCCCAGAGCCCACCCCUGAGCUGUGCCGUGCCCUCCAACGACAGCAGCCCCAUCUACUCGGCGGCGCCCACCUUCCCCACGCCCAACGCUGACAUUUUCCCCGAGCCUCAGAGCCAGGCCUUCCCCGGUGCGGCGGGCGCGGCGCUCCAGUACCCGCCUCCUGCCUACCCCGCCGCCAAGGGCGGCUUCCAGGUCCCCAUGAUCCCCGACUACCUGUUUCCGCAGCAGCAGGGGGACCUGGGCCUGGGCACCCCAGACCAGAAGCCCUUCCAGGGCCUGGAGAGCCGAACCCAGCAGCCCUCCCUCACUCCACUCUCCACCAUCAAGGCCUUUGCCACCCAGUCGGGCUCGCAGGACCUGAAGGCACUCAAUGCCACCUACCAGUCGCAGCUCAUCAAGCCCAGCCGCAUGCGCAAGUACCCCAACAGGCCUAGCAAGACGCCGCCGCACGAGCGCCCCUAUGCCUGCCCGGUGGAGUCCUGCGACCGCCGCUUCUCGCGCUCCGACGAGCUCACCCGCCACAUCCGCAUCCACACGGGCCAGAAGCCCUUCCAGUGUCGCAUCUGCAUGCGCAACUUCAGCCGCAGCGACCACCUCACUACCCACAUCCGCACCCACACAGGCGAAAAGCCCUUCGCCUGCGACAUUUGCGGGAGAAAGUUUGCACGGAGCGAUGAACGCAAGAGGCACACCAAGAUCCACUUGCGGCAGAAGGACAAGAAAGCAGACAAAAGUGCCGUGGCCUCUUCGGCCGCCGCCUCCCUCUCUUCCUACCCGUCCCCGGUCACUACCUCUUACGCGUCCCCGGCCGCCACCUCGUACCCGUCCCCGGUGCCCACCUCCUAUUCCUCCCCCGGCUCCUCCACCUACCCGUCCCCGGUGCACAGCGGCUUCCCCUCGCCGUCGGUGGCCACCACGUACUCGUCUGUGCCUCCCGCUUUCCCCGGCCAGGUCAGCAGCUUCCCUUCCUCGGCUGUCACCAGCUCCUUCAGCGCCUCCACGGGGCUUUCGGACAUGACGGCGACCUUUUCUCCCAGGACAAUUGAGAUUUGCUAAGGGGAAAGAGGAAACGAAGGGAGAAGGGAGAGAAAGAAACACAAGAGACUAAAAGGACAGGAGAGGAGGGUGUGGCUGGAGUCUUAGGUCAGAUGGUGGAGGGGCUUCCCUCUGCUGCAGAGUGGAAGGUCCAAUGGCCUACAAUCCCUUCUGUCCACUUCCCCUUCCCCCGGUUCCCAUUCCCUGUGACUUCAGCUGCCUGAAACAGCCAUGUCCAAGUUCUUCACCUCUAUCCAAAGAACUUGAUUUGCAUGGAUUUUUGGAUAAAUCAUUUCAGUAUCAUUUCCAUCAUACGCCUGAGCCCUUGUUCCCUUUGAUGCUAGAAAAUCAAGUUGGCAAAAAUGGGUUUUGGGCCCCUCAGAGCCCUGCCCUGCACCCUUGUACAGUGUCUGUGCCAUGGGUUUUGUUUUUCUUGGGGUACUCUUGAUGUGAAGAUAAUUUGCAUAUUCUAUUGUAUUAUUUGGAAUUAGAUCCUCACUUUGGGGGGUAAAAAAAAGAAAAGCCAAGCAAACCAAUGGUGAUCCUCUAUUUUGUGAUGAUGCUGUGACAAUAAGUUUAAAGCUUUCUUUGAAACAGCAGUCCUCGGUAUUAAUCAGAGCAUGUGUCAGAGUGUUGUUCCGUUAACCUUUCUGUAAAUAGUGCUCGAUUGUACUCUCACAUGUGGCAAAAUAUGGUUUGGUUUUUCUUUUCUGCUUUUGGAAAAUGUUUUAUUUUUGUCCUCUCGGUUCAAAAAGUUUCACGUCUUGGUGCCUUUUGUGUGAUGCGCCUGGCUGAUGGCUUGACAUGUGCAACUGUGAGGGACAUGCUCACCUCUAGCCUUAAGGGGGGCAGGGAGUGACAAUUUCGGGGGAGGCUUUGGGAGCAAAAUAAGGACGAGGGCUGAGCCGAGCCUCGGUUCUCCAGAAUGUAAGGAAACAAAAUCUAAAACAAAAUUUGAACUCUCAAAAGUCUAUUUUUUUAACUGAAAAUGUAAAUUUAUAAAUAUAUUCAGGAGUUGGAAUGUUGUAGUUACCUACUGAGUAGGCGGCGAUUUUUUUGUAUGUUAUGAACAUGCAGUUCAUUAUUUUGUGGUUUUACUUUACUUUGUACUUGUGUUUGCUUAAACAAAGUGACUGUUUGGCCUAUAAACACAUCGAAUGCGCUUUAUUGCCCAUGGGAUAUGUGGUGUAUAGCCUUCAGAAAAAUUAAAAGGAUAAUAAAGUACCUGUGAUUGGA